UUUUUUUUCUUUUGGGUGGAAACAUUAUUUUGUGGGUACGUCGCCACGCGCUAGAGCUCGAAAAGCUAUGAUCUAGGGGAGGAAGGAUCUUCACAAAUCCUACUUGGCCACAAAAUUUUUGCUAUUUUUAUUAUAAUUUUUUUUUUCCUCCGUGAUUAUAAUUUUUGAGACAGACAGGAAGAUUAAUAUUAAGCACUAGUUUUUUGUUGCAAAAUUAAGUGUGGUUUUGUGGAUGGUAACACAUCUUCUGGGGAUUUGUUUCUGCAUCUGUUGUUGUUAUUUUGACCAUCUCUCUCUCUCUCUGUUUUUGGCAACAAAAAUCACGUAUUGCAAUCCAAAUCGACUGAUGCAGAUGUUUUCCGAUUCAGUGAGAAAUAAAUAUUGAUUCUUUGGGGUUCUUUUUUAAAAAUCAUGGUGGAGCCUUAUGAGACACGUAACAACUCUGAAGCAUCUCAUCAGAUGGUCAGAUAUCAGAGUUAUAACCAUCACAAUUCCAGAAUACCAUCUUCGUCAUCGUCGUUAUCAUUAUCAUCGCCAUUGCUUGAUUUGAGAGUGUUUUAUGUCAGAAUCAGCAAUUUCAAGGUGGAUGCUUCGACACCUGAGGUUCUCACGAUCACUCAUAUCCCACUGGAUCUAGAUUCUAUCUUGGAGAUUAACGGUGUUAGGAUGAGCAUGUACUCUGAAGGAGUUUCUUCUCAGCUAAGGAGAGAUCGUGUUGAUAAGAAAUCUGAAGUAGCUACUUUUAUCAGCACUGACAACAUCAGGUUGUCUGGUAGUGUGAAGUUUGAGGUUUGUGAUAAAGAUGAGCUGGUUUUGUCUGGAACGCUUGAGAUGUCCGGCAGUAAUGGUUUCACUGGUGAAUCUAAGCAUAGCGUGAAGCGGUGGAACAUGAACUGCGAAGCUGAGAUCACUGCAGGGUCUGGUUUCUUGAAGGAGAAACAUAUUGGUGGUGGUUCGGAUUUGUCAUCUCCGUUGCCAACUAUUGAAGUCUAUGUCACUGGUUGCUUCUCAGGAACACCCAUCAUCUUAACCAAGACUCUACAGCUUGGUUUCAGAAAGAAGCACAGUAGAGUGACUGCAUUAGAUUCUAUUCCCGAGUAUGAUACCGGUGAGCCUCAUAAAGGCAACUCAUCUGAGCUUGAUUAUCAGGUAACAGAAUAUGGAAGUUACAAACAAGAAUAUGAAGGAGAAGACGGCGACAUGUAUUGGAAUAGAGAGUAUGCAGACGGUGAAGAUGGUGAGAUGUCGUGGUUCAAUGCUGGUGUGAGGGUUGGUGUGGGAAUUGGUCUUGGUGUCUGUGUAGGUCUUGGCAUUGGGGUUGGCCUUCUUGUGCGUACCUAUCAAUCAACCACCAGAAACUUCAGAAGGAGGAUUAUCUAGUUUCAUUCAAAUUGCCCCGAGCUUCUUCUACUAUCCCUCUAACUCCAGUCCUUACCACAUCACUUUUGACUGCAGAACUUUAAGCUAUAUAGUCUAUGCUAAUACUGAUGUGUAGUAAAAAAUUUCUUCAUGUGUAUUUUUUUCUCUUUGUGCCUUGAAAUUUUGGAAGAAAUCAUUCUCUUGUUGUGUUUGUUGAGUUUUCCUACUGAAAGAAAUUAAGCUUUUUGCUGGUAAUGUGAA
Molecule: messenger RNA, 1620 nt
Organism: Camelina sativa (false flax)
Lineage: Eukaryota; Viridiplantae; Streptophyta; Magnoliopsida; Brassicales; Brassicaceae
Source: RefSeq, a predicted model, not a curated record